Molecule: messenger RNA, 1026 nt
Organism: Oikopleura dioica
Lineage: Eukaryota; Metazoa; Chordata; Appendicularia; Copelata; Oikopleuridae
Source: the annotation of a GenBank genome assembly
AUGAAACUUUUAAGCAUUUUUCUUGUCGCCGCUGUUUUUGGACAGGAGAAAGCUGAGAAGCCAGAGAAUUGGUGGAAACUACAGAAGAUCAAGCAAAACCGUCUAGAGAGAAUGCAAAGGAAGCAGAUGACAUCGACAAAGGUCAUUACAACAACCGAGGCACCAACAACUACGACAUCUACAACAACCACAACGGCAUUCGUCAAGCCUAGAAAGACCAAUAAAAAGAAGAGAAAGAACCGCAAAAAUGGCAAAAACGUUGACUAUUCAACCUACUUCGAUUUGAACACAGAAAAUCUUGCCCUUGACGAUGUCACUAACCCAAAAUCACCAAAUGACAAAAAUAAAAGCAUUUUUUCGAUGGGCCGAAGUCAAGGAAAAGGUCAAGAUAAUGGCAUUCAUCCGAAUACGCGAAAGAUAGCUGGAAUGCUCAGACACCGAAUGCUCGCAAUGGGAAUCCAAAUUCGCUUCCUGGAUUUACUUGGCUACGGGUGCUGGUGUUCAUUCCUUAUCAGACAUGAUUUACGACCACGGAACAAGGAACCGUCGGAUAAGAUCGACGAAAUCUGCCGCAAAUGGUCAAAGUGCCACGAAUGCUCCUCAAUUGAUAGCUACUAUCAAUGUUCUGCCCAAGGACACGAUGUUUAUCAAGUACAGGGAAUAAUUGCAACGGGAAAAUUUACAUGCGCCAGUAACGAGGACAGUUGCGCUCUACGUGCAUGCGAAUGCGAUACGGAACUUGUUUACAAGCUUUCCGAUCUAUUGGCGAACGACCCGAAGAACUUUAACAUAAUGAACAGCUACGAAAAGGGCUUUAGUCCCUAUUUCCAGUGCAUCGAAAAAAGAAUGAUGACCGAUAGAAAGUCUGAUAAAUGCUGUGGACAGUUUCCCGACCGAUUUCCAUUCUGGUCAAAUAUGAGCCAAAAAGCCUGCUGCGGGUCCAAAACUUACGAUGUCAACCUGUUUGACUGCUGCCAAGGAGCCAAGCUUGUGCCAAAAUCUAUGACCUGCCCUAGACAAUUGUAA